Molecule: messenger RNA, 2031 nt
Organism: Cladocopium goreaui
Lineage: Eukaryota; Dinophyceae; Suessiales; Symbiodiniaceae
Source: the annotation of a GenBank genome assembly
AUGGUCACGCUGCCUGCGCACACUGCGUUCCCUGCAAGUGUGCGUGCAAUUUGCCAGCCAAAUUUGUCCGUGAAACAACGUGAAAGAUUUGACGCGCAAAUUUCUCCACCUCAUCGGCUGAGCGUCUUCGCCGCUGGGACAAGCUUUGUGUUCGCCAAGCGGAUCCGAAAGGGAACUGCAGUAACAAUGCUGGGCCGGCCAGAGUCAGUAGAACCCAUCAUGCCUUUGCAGGAAGCUUUGGACAUCAUGGUGCCACCCGACGAGGCGUUGCAUUGGCGCAUCCGUUCCCUCUGUGCGAUUGGCCAAGGGCGGCUCGUAGAGGAGGUGCCCCCAGACGGCCUCCGCUGUAAGACUCUGGUGGUCACGUGUGUGCCUGCGGAGAAACGGAAGGGGAAGCACGCCAAAACUGCAGCUGUCAUGGUGGUGCUCUUGGUUGAGCGGCGCUUGAGCAUUCCCAAACUGAAGCAAGUCCUGGCGAACAGUGGCUUGAAACCCGAGGGCUUGGCCUCCCCAGAGGAAGCUGAAAGGGUGGUAGGUUGCAGCAUGGGCAUCGUUCCUCCCGUUUGCAUUGAACCCAAGCCGCCCAUGGUGUUAGACUCGCAGCUUUUUCAGGCAGGUGCUGGCACGCUGGUGCUUGGUGCAGCGCAUCCGGAAUUGCAUUUGUUGAUGUCCAGCCGUGAGUUGUUGCUGGAGACAGAGGGCAAUGUGGCAGAUAUCUCCAUGGAUACUGCAGAUGGUGUGGAAGCAGAACCCUCCCACUUUCCGCUUCGCGCAGCUGAAGGCAAUGUUGUGCACGUUGUUGCUCUGGUUGCAGCCGUACGCCGUUUAUCGCGUCAAUUGCUUUUCGCCGACCUGCUGCCUGCGGGGAUGACUCGCGAUGCUGAGCGGAGCAUAUGGCUGUCCCCGGAUGGGUCGGGGAAGUUGGUACGGCUGCAGCUGCUGCUGGGCCGAUCCCUGGCAGAGCGCGUGGGGGGGGAAGGCCUGGCGCAGGUCAUCAGGCGCCUGAGGCCACAACAGCUGAUCUAUGUCGCUGGACGCUUGCAGUUGGAAGAGCCCGGGGAGCAGUGUGGAAGGAAAGCCCCCUCCGCUCCACAUGAGGUGAAGAAAAUCCGUGAAGCUCAGCUGAACAAUGGGAUCGUGGACAUGGUGGCAGAGCAGAUUCGGAUUCUGGAAGAGGUGCAUGUGCCAUCGCAAGAAUCUGCAGGCUCUGCCCGGAAGGUUGGAGUCAAGAAGGCUGAGGUGAAAGGUGCAGAAGCGGAUCAGCCAACAUUGCCUCUGUCCCUGCCGGGCAGUGCGGUGCACCUCGUUGUGGAUGAUACAAGUCUUCGAUUGCUGGAAGGAGUGCUGCGUGAAAGGUUAUCUGGCUCUGCAGAUGUCGAUCUAGAAUCCAAUGGUGAAGCCAUCACGCCUUUGCUCUCUGUCCUUGGUCUGGAUGCAGAAUGGCAGCCCAACACCUCGCAGGGCAUUGCCCUGUUUCAGAUGGCCUUCAGACGCAGCGUGUUCUUGUUGGACAUGGUGGUGCUGCAAGACGCUCCCGCGCUGCGUCCGCGGGUGGCGGAAGUGAUCCGUGAAGCCUUGGAAGCAGAGCAGCUCUACAAGGUGGGCUUCGGCCUGGAGGUGGACCUUCAACGCUUGGCAGCAGUGAUGCCGGAGAUCACGACAGCUCAGAAGUUGAUCGAUUUGAGGGAUGUGACGAGAGCCGCGUUCCCGGAGGAGAGACGGCCUGCGCCAAACCUGUCUGGCUUGGUCAAGGAAGUCUUUGGGCUGCCCUUGGAUAAGACUUGCCAGGUGUCUGACUGGCAGCUGCGGCCCUUGAUGCAAGAGCAGUUGGACUAUGCUGCUCAAGAUGCUCAUAUUUGCGUUCGUCUCUUUGACUCGCUUUGCUACAAUCACGCCACUCUGGCCACCCAAGCGCUUCAGCCGUUGCUGAGUGAUAUGGCCAGAACAUGGAAGAAACCAGACAGGAAUCUCGAAUGGAGUGGAAAAGCACCAGAUUGCUGCCGGAGUUGGGCUGGUGGGACCUGCACAUAA